Messenger RNA from Sclerotinia borealis F-4128, 1050 nucleotides. Lineage: Eukaryota; Fungi; Ascomycota; Leotiomycetes; Helotiales; Sclerotiniaceae. The record is from the annotation of a GenBank genome assembly.
AUGGCCAGUAUCCACGAGUAUAAUAGCAAUAGCAAUGGCAAUAUCAACAACAUACCAGCAAAUCCCGCCUUGGAUAUAAACCCCCUAUCCCUCUUCACCCUAGCCAAAGCCGAAAAGCGUCCAUUGUAUACCUGUGCUCCUAUGGUUAGAUACAGCAAGCUAGCCUUUCGAGAAACGGUUGCGAGGUAUGGGGUGGAUCUUUGUUGGACGCCGAUGAUUUUGGCAAAAGAAUUUAAUCGCAGUGUUUUUGCACGUGAUUCUGACUUCACCACCUCCCCCACCAGCGGCCCCACCAUCGCCCAACUCGGCGUCUGUUCCCCUCUCGAAAUUUCCCGCUCCACCACCCUCCUCGCCCCCCACGUAAACGGCAUCGACAUCAAUUGCGGGUGUCCACAAUCCUGGGCCUGCGCCUGUUCCAUCGGCGCCGCCCUAAUGCACAAGCGAGAACUGGUUGCUGAAAUGGUGAAGGAGGCUAAGAGUGCUUUACAAAGAGAAGGAUAUGAAGGGAAGAAAACUAUUAGUGUGAAGAUUAGGAUUCAUAAGGAUUUGAGAGAAACCCUCGAUUUCAUCCAAACCGUCCAAUCCGCCGGCGCCGACUUCCUCACCAUCCACGGGCGCACCCGCUCAACCCCCUCCUCACACCCCGUCUCCCUCCCCGCCAUCUCCCUCCUCACCUCCCACACGCACAUCCCCACCCUCUCCAACGGCGACAUCUUCACACUUUCCGACGCCCAAACCCACGUCUCCCUCACCGGUGUCAACGGCGUCAUGUCCGCUCGCGGCCUCCUAGAAAACCCAGCUCUCUUCGCAGGCUAUACGCAUACGCCGUGGGAAGCUGUCGAGGUAUUUCUAAAUGAGGUGUUGAAGAAACCUAUCCCGUUUAAAUUGGUAGUGCAUCAUUUGAGUGAGAUGUGUGGUACGGAUCGCACGCAGAAUGGGGGGGGGAAUGGGCUGUUGGGGAAGGAGGAGAGGGCGAAAUUGAUGGCGUGUAUGGAUAUGUUGGAUGUGUUGGAUUUUAUGGAUGGGGUGAGGGAGGUGAGGCGGUUGUAG